CGCCGGAGGAGGGGGUCACGGCCAGGGGCCGCCCUGGAGCCGCUGCGCCCCCACGCGCCGUACGCUCCGGCGGGCUGGCCUGCGGAGUCGGGGCGCCGGGAGCCGCCGCCCGGCCUCCCGGGACCGUCCCGAGGGAGACCCGUGAGCAGCGCCUCUCCCGCGGUGGAUGACAAGCCCUGCGGGUCUUUACGCGGCCGAGGACAGGUUGCGUAUGUUCCUAGUCCUUUUUGUUUGUGUUUUGUAAUUGAAAAAAAAAAAAAAAAAAACUAAAAAUAACAGCGAGGGGUUCGGAGGCUCCGAGUUAUGUGAUCGCUAAGUGAUGGGAAGACAAACGAAAGUUCGUGAACCUUGGCGUCAAGCCAGGUCUGGGCAGGGACUUAGGAAGAGCCCAACCGGUCCAACAACCCCGUCGGAGUGUUGGGAGCCCGCUCGUUGUACGGUGGCUCAUCUUGACCCUGAGUUUUGCCCUUCCCGUGCCCACCUCAAAUCGCGUCUUUCAUUGCAAGGUGAUCCCCACCUUUCAGCGUCGUCAAAUCCAUUCGCUCCCAUUUCCUAUGGUAGCUGCUCGCUGCUUGCCUCCGUCAUUUUCUCAGGGCUCCCACCCCAGCACCCGCUGUGAUUUCUGGGACCUCGUCCAAGAACACCCUCCUUCCCCACUACUCACUUCUUUUUGUUCAGAGCUUACCCUUCAACCUUCAGAAACUUCUCAGAGGAAGCUUUUUGUAACCACCCACCUGGGUUUUGGUCAUUCGUUCAUACGUUCAUUCCCUCAACCCUUAACCUACAUGAUGGUGCAGAGGCCACAGCUACAGCUGGAGAAGCAGAAACUUACUUCAUUGAUAGAAAAACAAAACCAAAAACAGUGGGGCAAGAGGAACAAUCUUAAUUUGACUGAAAUUCCAGUUGGCCCCUCCUCUCCAUGCCCCACAUGAACUCUACACGAUUUCUUCCCAAACAUGUUUCUGGGGGUCAAAAAUGAUUUUUUCUGUUCCAUGUGGAAUCUGAACAUAAGCUAUCAAGAUGAUAGUUUUCAAAUAUGGUAAAAAAAAAAAAUUGUUAUUUAUUUAUUGACAAGUUCAAUACAGGUUGCUGUAGACUGGAGCAUUGGUUGUUUACUAGAGCUGGUUGUUCUAGUAAAACCCUCUCCCCGAGCUCUCCAGGUCACCCCUAAGGCAUUUCUAAGGAGGAAGAGAAUUAUUCUGUUACCUCAAGUCCAGUUUCCUUUCACUCAACUUGUGAUCACAGAAUGCUGUCUCACAAGGGAUUCAUCUACAGGGUCCAGGUCUUUCACUUUACAUGUGGAAAAGGCCCCAAAGUGUCGGCUGAGUGACUUGCCCACAGUCACAUAGCUGGUUAGUGGCAGAGCAGACACAGUGAUCAAGGUCGCCAGGUAUGACAGAGCAGGAGGGUCCUGCGUUACGUAGCAGCCCUUUACAAGCACCUGUGGAAACUUGGCCAAUCAGUUCUUCUCUCUGGACCACAGUUUCCUCCUCUGUGCAGCAGUCUAACAAUCCUCACCCAUCUCACGGGUUAUUGUGAGGUCGUGUGAUCAGGGCUGUGGAAGGGCUUUGUAAACUGUAAUAAUAGCCAAUACAUAAGAAGAAUGAACAGUUCUGGAACUCUUUUCAUGUGCCAGACACAGUUUUAAGUCCUCCAUGUGAGGUAAUCUCUAUUAUUUCUCCAUUUUGCAGGUGAGGAAACUGAGACACAGUGGAACCUAACUUCCCAAGGUCACCCAGCUAGUAAACUGUGAGCUGAGAUUCCAACUCCAGAGUCUGUGCUCCAGCUGGCUACACAAACUGAGUCUGUGGCUGACUGUAUCAUUCCUUGGCCCUCCACCAAAAAGGGCCGUAAACUACCUGUGUCCUUCAUCUCUUUCUUUUUGCCCCUUGGUCAGUGGCUCCCUUGUCUGACUGUGCCCAUUCAGUAGCUGGAUGUGCCUGAGGAGUGGCCCAUCUCCCAGUAGUUCCGGUAACAGUCAUCCUAUCAGAAACCUGGAGAAAUACCCUUUUGGGGUCACCUGUUUGUUAGGCAGAGUGAUCCCUUGGCACCUGACACAGCCCAGUUGAGUCUGAGUGUCUUCAUCUCCAGGCAGCGGGACUUCAACUAGGUCCACAAAGAAGCAAACAGCUUCUGCCUGAGAGCAGAAGAGUGGAGAGAUGACAGACCCUCUGGCCUGCCAUUUCCGUGGUUGAGAGUUGGGGUGAUAAGAAAUGUUGGCAGAUGCCAAAGAGGGAUGUAGUCAUUUUCCCCAUGCUUAGCCCUGCCUAUGUCAUGCUUUUUUUUUUUGGCCACACCACACAGCAUGCGGGUUAUUAGUUCCCUGACCAGGGAUCUAACCCAUGCCCCCUGCAUUGGAAGCAUGGAUUCUUAACCACUGGACUGCCAGGAAAGUCCCCAUGCCUAUGUCAUGCUGAGCCAUGCUGGAGGGUACUUUCUCUCCUUCCUUCUUUAAUUAUUUAACUGGACUAUUUAACCCAUUUACAUUUAUUGUGAUUUCUUUUUUUGGUAACAACUUCAUUGAGGUAUAAUUCACAUAUCAUACAAUUCUCCCACUUAAAGUAUACAACCAUCACCACAAUCAACUAUAGAACAUUUUCAUAACCUUAAAAAGAAACCCCAUAUUGUAUUCUUUAGCAAUCACUCCCCAACCCUCUCAUUCCCCCAGCCUUAAGCAACCGCUAAUAAUUUACUUUCUGUCUUUAUAGAUUGGCCUAUUCUGGACAUUUCAUAUACAUGGAAUCAUAUAAUGUGGGGUCUUUUUUGUCUGGCUUCUUUCACUGAGCAUAAUGUUUUCAAGUUCACCCAUGUUGUAACAUGUAUUAGUACCUCAUUCCUGUUUAUGAACAAAUAAUAUUCCAGUGUGUGGAUAGACCACAUUUUGUUUACUUAUUCAUCAGUUGAUAGACAUUUGGAUUGUUGCUACCUUUUGGCUGUUAUGUUUUCAUUUCUUUGGGUAUAUAUCUAGGCGUGAAAUUGCUGUGUCAAAUAGUAACUCUGUAUUUAACCUUUUGAGGAAUUGCUAGACUGUUCUAAAGUGGCUGCACUAUUUUAUAUUCCAGCAACAGUGCAAGAGGGUUUUGAUUUCUCCACAUCCUUGCCAAUACUUGUUAUUUUUACCUGUCCUUUUGAUUAUAAGCAUCCUAGUAUGUGGGAAGUGAUAUCUCAUUGUGGUUUUGAUUUGCAUUUCCCUAAUGACUUAUGACGUUGAGCUUCUUUUGAUGUGCUUAUUAGACAUUUUGAUAUCUUCUUUGGAGAAAUGUCCAUUCAAAUAAUUGCCCAGUUUUUAAUUGGGUUAUUUGUUGUUGUUGUUUUUUACUGUUGGGUUGUAAUAGUUUUUUAUAUAUUCUAGACAUAAAUCUCUUAUCAAAUAUGUAUUUUGCAAAUAUUUUCUCCAUUCUAGGGAUUGUCUUUCACUUUCUUUGUAAUGUCCUUUGACAUCACGCACAUUUUAAAAUUUUGAUGAUGUCCAAUCAUCUGUUUUUUUCUUUUGUUGCUUGUUCUUUUGGUAUCAUAUCUUAAGACGCCAUUGCCAAAUCUAAGGUCAUGAAUAUUUAUCCCUAUGUUUUCGUCCAAGAGUUUUGUGGUUUUAGCUCUUGCAUUUAGUCUUUGGUCCACUUUAAGGUAGUUUUUGUAUGUGGUGUGAGAUAAGGGUACAAAUUAUUUUUUGUUUGUGGCUAUCCAAUUUUCCCAGCAUCUUUUGUUAAAGAGGCUAUUCUUUCCCAUUUAAUUGUCUUGGCACCCUUUUUGAAAAUCCAUUGACCUUAGAUGUAUGGGUUUAUUUCUGGGGUCUCAAUUCUAUUCCAAUGAUUUAGAUGUCCAUCCUUAUGCCAGUAGCACACUGUCUUCAUUACUUUUACAGUAACCUUUGAAAUAGGGAACUGUGAGUCCUUCAACUUUGUUCUUCUUUUUUAGGAUUGUUUUUGCGGUUCUGAAUCACUGGAAUUCUGAUAGGGAUUAUGUUGAAUUUAUGGAUCAGUUUGAGAAGUAUUGCCAUCUUAAUAAUAUUAAGUCUUCCAUUCCAUUGACAUGGAAUAAAUAAAUUCCGUUUAUGUAGGUCUUUAAUUUCUUUCGAUGAUCUUUUGCAGUUUUCAGAGUGUAAGUUUUACACUUAUUGUAUUAAAUGUAUUCCCAAGUAUUUUAUAUGAUGCUAUUGUAAAUGGAAUUGCUUUCUUAAUUUUAUUUUUGGAUUGUUCAUUGCUCGUGUGUGGAAAUACAAUUGAAUUUUGUAUAUUGAUCUUAUAUCUGGCAAGCUUACUGAACAUGUUUUUUAGCAGAUAUCUUAGAAUUUUCUACACGCCAGAUCACGUCACAUGUGAACAGAGACAGCUUUACUUCUCCCUUUCCAAUCUGGGUGCCUUUCCUUUCAUUUCUCUGCUGGGGGCAUUUUUACAGGUUUAUUACAGAUUUCCUGCAGGGAGCUUUCUUCACAGGGCAGGCUGGACGGCUGCUGAGUGUCUGAAUGAAAGGGUCAGGCAGACCCUGUUUGACUCAGGACAGCCAAGACCCUGCAGUUCAUCUACAUCCACAUUCCUCUCACAUUGCUUCACACAGCUAAGGUUUUUUUAAACACACAUCUUUAAAGAACUAAGAAAACUUCUAUGAAUAUGAUUAAUGAUGUGAAAAUAUGUUUACCUCAGGAAUACUUAAAGCAACCACUCUUUUUUUGUUUUAAUUAAUAUUUAUUGGAGUAGAGUUGAUUUACCUUGUUGGGUUAGUUUCUGCUGUACAGCGAAGUGAAUCAGUUAUACAUAUACAUACAUCCACUCGUUUUUAGAUUCUGUUCCCAUGUAGGUCGUUACAGAGCACUGAGUAGAGUUCCCUGUGCUAGACAGUAGGUCCUUAUUAGUUAUCUAGUGUGUAUAUGUCAAUCCCAAUCCCUCAGUUUAUCCCUGCCCCCUCCUCUCCCCCUUGGUAACUGUAAGUAAAGUGGCCACUCUGAUUCAGUUCUGCAUAAUGCAGAGCUUCCCUCUGCCCCAGUUUUCUGCUCCCCUAACAUCCAGGAAUGUCCGUGUCAAAGGUAUAUCAUAUCUGUGUAUUUUUUUCCUUUUUUGAUUUCUCCAUGGUUUUGCAGCAGAAACACACACGGGAAUAUGGAAAAAUCUUCAAGUCUCACUUUGGUCCUCAGUUUGUAGUAUCUGUUGCAGACCGAGACCUGGUGGCUCAGGUGCUCCGGGCAGAGGGGGCCGUGCCCCAGAGAGCCAACAUGGGGUCCUGGCAGGAGUACCGAGACUUACGGGGCAGAUCCACCGGGCUCAUCUCCGCUGUCUGUCCUGUCUUCAUCCCAUUUGGACUGGCAGAUCUUGUUGACUCUUUAUUGCUGGGAAAUUUUUGCAGAGAUACUCUGAAUUCCUUCCUAGAAUAUCACUAUAAGUAAGACUAUUUGGAAUUCACUUUAUUCUAGGGAGGGUGAACAGUGGCUCAAGAUGAGAAGUGUGUUGAGACAAAGAAUUCUGAAACCGAAAGAUGUGGCCAUUUUUGCAGGAGAAAUCAACCAAGUUAUUGCUGAUUUAAUUAAAAGAAUCUACUUCCUCAAGAGCCAGGCAGAAGAUGGGGAGACUGUGACCAACAUCAAUGACCUUUUCUUCAAAUAUUCAAUGGAAGGAGUGGCCACCAUUCUUUACGAGAGUCGUCUGGGCUGCCUGGAGAACAGCGUCCCGCAGGCGACGAUGGACUACAUCGAGGCCCUGGAGCUCAUGUUCUGCACGUUCAAGACGUCCAUGUACGCUGGUGCCAUCCCUAGGUGGCUCCGCCCGCUCAUCCCCAAACCCUGGCGGGAAUUCUGCAGGUCCUGGGAUGGACUCUUCAAAUUCAGCCAAAUUCACGUUGACAACAAGCUGAGGGACAUACAGUGCCAAAUGGACCGAGGGGAGAGAGCGAGAGGGGGCCUGCUCACGUACCUCUUCCUCAGCCAGGAGCUGACACGGGAGGAAAUCUACGCCAACAUGACCGAGAUGCUGCUGGCUGGCGUGGACACGACAUCGUUCACGUUGUCCUGGGCAGUGUAUCUCCUCGCGAGGCACCCGGAAGUGCAGCAGACCCUGUACCGGGAGAUAGUGAGGAAUUUGGGGGAAAGGCAUGUUCCCACGGCUGCAGACGUCCCCAAAGUCCCACUCGUCCGAGCUCUGCUUAAGGAAACCUUGAGGCUGUUUCCAGUGCUGCCGGGGAAUGGCCGGGUCACCCAGGAAGACCUGGUUGUUGGCGGGUAUCUGAUUCCCAGAGGCACCCAGCUGGCCCUCUGCCACUAUGCCACCUCCUACGAGGAUGAGAACUUCCCUCGGGCCAAGGAGUUCCGGCCUGAGCGCUGGCUGAGGCCAGGAAACCUGCGCAGGGUUGACAAUUUCGGGUCCAUCCCGUUUGGCUACGGGGCUCGAAGCUGCAUCGGGCGGAGGAUUGCAGAAUUGGAGAUCCACCUCCUUGUGAUUCAGUUGCUUCAACGUUUUGAGAUCAAAAUAUCUCCUUGGACUAAAACUGUUCAUGCAAAAACCCAUGGGCUUCUGAUGCCAGGGGAGCCCAUCCACGUGCGUUUUGUUAACAGAAAGUGAGCUUGGCGUUUUCACCCAGCUGCCAGACCGACACACACCAGGUGUUCGUGGGCCACGGAUGAUGGUGGGGGAGAAAAGGAUCCCUUCUGGGGGCUGUCUUGGUUAUAAAUUGGCCUCCCGGCUUCUGGGAGACUUUGAAAUCUUUAUGCAAAGUAAUGUGAGAAGAUUGCUUUACUUUUGCAUACCAGAGUUGCCUUUUCUUUUUUUUUUUUUUGGAGAAACAGCUGUUGCGAAGCCAGUGGCACUGAAUUCUCAUGCCUCAUAUGGUGUCUUACCCUUGGACUCACUAUUCACUUACCCAUAGUCUCCUCUGCAUUUGGGCCAGGAAAUGUUGGCAUACAUAUAGAUUCAGUGCUUGAAUAUACCUUCUCUAAUACUGCAUCCGGGACUGCCUGUUAGGAUACAAUUCCAACUUCUUGUUUUUAAUUUGAAGAGGAAACAUUAAGAGACCUCUGUAGAACAGACCUGUGGUUGCCAGGGGGGAGGGGAGGUGAGGGAGGGAAGGAUUGGGAGUUCGGAAUUAGCUCUAUAGCACAGGGAACUAUAUUCAAUAUCCUGUGAUAAACCAUAAUGGAAAAGAAUAUGAAAAAGAAUGUAUAUAUGUAUAACUGAAUCACUUUGUUACAUAGCAGAAAUUAUCACAACACUGUAAAUGAACUACAAUAAAAUAAAUUAGAAAAAAUAAAAAGGAAUGCCUCUCUAAUACCAUAAUUACGGGAAGAAAACACCCAGGCGACACCAAGCCCCAGAUUUAGAUCCUGCAGCAGGGCUCCGAAUUAAAAGGACCAUAUUCUUAUUUUUUUCUCCAAACUAAUAUUUCUUUUUCUAGUCAUAGCUCCUAAAGAAGUUGAAUAUUAGUUUUUUGGUUUGAAAGAAAUAAUCAAUACGAAAUAAAACACCUGGGGAAGUCAAGAAUAAUCAGAUUUUCUGACCGAAUCUAAGUACUCAGCAGAUGUAUAAGAACUGAAAAUCUGAGCACGUGACAUUUCAUUGCCUACAUUGAGAAAAAUGAAUUAAACAGACACUGUAGAAAACAGUGUAACUUUAGAACAUUUUUAUUUCAAGGAAAAAUAAAUAUGUAAAUGGACAUUCUCUAGACAAAAUCAUAUUUUUAUCUUCAUAGUCUUAUUUUAAAUAUCCAAACUGGAAAUGUGAUCCAGGUGUUGGCGCUGACAGAAGGCUCUGACUGAAUGCCUCGGGUGCCUAGGAGCCUUUCAAUGUUCUGUUGCUCAGCUCAUGCCACCUGUUGGUCGCUAGUAAAAAACACAAUUUUAUAACAUUCUCUCUGUGCCUUCAUGCUUGAGACCUCCUAGUCUCAAUUCCAUAAGUCUCUUUACAUAAUCCUUACCCUCAAAUCACUUUCCUACGAAUAUGUACCAUAAAUCUUUCUUCCCCUCUUUAGUUGGUCAUUCUGCAAAGUAAUCCUUAAAUAAUAUAGAAAUAGUAUCAAUUUCACAUACCAUUUUUGUUUGAGUAUAUAAAGUGCGAUGACAGAAUAACUUUAGUGCGAGUGCUGUAAAAAUAUGUAGAGUUAAAUAUGAAAUUAUGUCAUGAACUGAAAAAAUGUUGGAUUCCUUUGAGUUAGCAGUAUAUAUAUUAAAUUUUAUAAACUAGAUACAGUUUUAUUCUGUUGGAGACUGAAAUUUAAAAAUACUGAGACACCAGGAAACUUGAGGUGAACUCUUAUUCUACAAGGUGACCCUCUAGUGAUGUGUGGCCCUGCCCAGGGAUGGGCACAGACAGGUGGGUCGCACCUGUGCCCACCUCUUGGUCUCCACAGACAGAGAGAGAGGCAGCCAGACCUUAGGAGCCUCCUGGUGUGACCAGCGGGACGUGCAUGGCACCAACUGUGAAGCAUUCUUGCCAAAGAAAGUGAAAUCGAAUCAGUUAAGUCUCUAGAUCCACCAGUUUAUGGGAAAUACAGGGUAUAGAGGGGCAUGUUAAAAUUGCAUGUGGAUGCAAUCAGCAAAAUCCAGCCCACAGCAAAGUCUACAGGACAAAUAACUUAUUUCCCCAACAAAUAAGUGACAAGAAAAAAGAAAAAGAAGAAGGGGGAACUGUUAUAGAUUAAGAGAUUUACAGGAUAAUUAGGGAAAUUUGAACAAUGUGUAUUUGAUGAUAUUAAGGGAUUAUUGUUACAUAUUGUUGUUUACAUUAACAAGAGAGAUCUUAUCUUUUGGAGGUCUUCCUUAAAGAUAUAAAUAUGCAAUGUUUAUGGAUGGAAUGUUAUGAUAUCUUGGAUUUGCUUUAAAAUAACCCAGCUUGCUGUGGAGGGUGGGUGAUGUGUGUGUGUGUUGGGGGGUGGGGGGCUGGGGGAGGAAAAGAUGAACCAAGAUUGGCCCGAUGUUGAUAAGUGUAGAAGCUGGGUGAUGGGUACCUGGAGGAUUCAGGCCUCCAUUCUCUGCUUUGUGUCCAUGUGAAUGUUUCCAUAAUAAAAAGUGUCUUCAAAAACCAAA
Molecule: messenger RNA, 9001 nt
Organism: Orcinus orca (killer whale)
Lineage: Eukaryota; Metazoa; Chordata; Mammalia; Artiodactyla; Delphinidae
Product: cytochrome P450 27C1
Exons: 8
Coding region: 5427-6545 (372 amino acids)
Biological process (GO): cortisol metabolic process; cellular response to peptide hormone stimulus; C21-steroid hormone biosynthetic process
Cellular component (GO): mitochondrial inner membrane
Molecular function (GO): iron ion binding; heme binding; oxidoreductase activity, acting on paired donors, with incorporation or reduction of molecular oxygen
Source: RefSeq, a predicted model, not a curated record